AUGGGAGGCAAGUGCCCACACAGAAGCGUCAAGAAAAGGAGAUACUCUCACAAGACUCACCGACGCGCCAAAUUCCUCGUCAAUGAUAUCCUUUUUCUGAAUAAGGCAGAUGAGCAGACGAAGCCAUUGCCUCCUGAUCAAGAUCUCCCUGGGAUGGGUCAAUUCUACUGUCUUCACUGCGACCGAUACUUCAAUAAUGCAGCGGUGAGGGAUGACCAUUUCAAGACAAAGCGUCACAGGAGGCGUGUAAAGCUGCUGAUGGAAGCACCACACACCCAGCUGGAUGCUGAUUUAGCUGCUGGGAUGGGUAUGCCCGAUAAUGGUCCCAAGCUUAUGUCUUUCUGA
Messenger RNA from Prunus armeniaca (apricot), 345 nucleotides. NCBI's taxonomy places the organism in Eukaryota, Viridiplantae, Streptophyta, Magnoliopsida, Rosales, Rosaceae. The record is from the annotation of a GenBank genome assembly.